AUGGCUACUACAUGUUCUCUCACUUUUCUCCUCUUAUUUCACUUGUCCUUCUAUCUGAAUUUCACUUCUUUUGCGUUAAAACAAGUCUCUUCGUCAUCCAUUGCUUCCCACCAGAUCAAGUUCUGGUCGGAAAAUGUGCACAACCAAAUGCCAGAAUCUGUUUUCAAAAAGCUAUCCCCAUUAACAAAAAAAGAUCAGGAUUAUUACACUAAUAUGAUAUCCAAAAACAAAUUCACAGAAAAUCCCAGUUUUUGCUCAGUUGCAAAACUCUCUUGUUCAUCUAAAUUCGAUGAUUUCAAGAGAGCGGCGAUAUUGAAGUACAAUGGUGCAACAACUAUUCAAUCCAAAAAUGUGGACAAAUUUUCCUACUUCAGGCUCUCUAUCCUUAGAGAAGGAAAUAAAUUCCAUCUCCCAGAUUUAGUAGAAAAUAUUCCGAAUCGAGCAUUUCUCCCUCAAGAAAUAGCAUCAAAAAUUUCUAUCAGCAGAAGAAACAUCAGAAAAAUAUUUCCCAAGUCCUUUAAACUGUCGAAAAAUUCCAUCGAAACUACUCUUUCUUAUUGUAAUGCAAAACCUAUAAAUGAAGAAAUCAAGAAUUGCCCCAAAUCCCUUGAAGAAAUGAUUAGUUUCUCAAAGUUGGCCUUAGGCAAAAACAAGUUACUUGCGCUGGCUUCACAAAGCGCAAAAAGAGGUGAUUUCCUGAUAAAAAAGGUAGAGAAAUUUGAUAGGCAGAAAAUAGUUGCCUGCCACGAAGUUUAUCUUCCCUUUGCAGUCUACUUCUGCCACUCAGUCUCUUCGUCUCAAAUCUAUGCGGUAAACUUGGUUGAAGCUGAAAGUCAACUCCCAGUCAAAACUGUUAUCGGGAUAUGUCACAUGGAUACCUCGGCAUGGCCUGAGAAUCAUGUAGCUUUUAAGAUACUGAACUUCUCCCCUGGAGAAGGCGAGGCAUGUCACUGGAUGUCGAACAUUGAUCUUGCAUGGAUUGCCGAUGAUUAG
Messenger RNA from Fraxinus pennsylvanica, 993 nucleotides. The record is from the annotation of a GenBank genome assembly. NCBI's taxonomy places the organism in Eukaryota, Viridiplantae, Streptophyta, Magnoliopsida, Lamiales, Oleaceae.